UUGCUGUUCCAACCAUUUGUUGUCUUUAGGUCGCGAGUGAGGUUAUGGAAUGAGUUAAUUCUUUCGAAAUAUGUGUUAUUGCAUAGACUAGCGGUAACAUUAAGUGUUAUUUAGUCAAAGUAUUGUUGAAAAGUGUUCACCUAGUUUAUAAAACGUUAAAGUGACUCCUGCUCAAAUUGAUUCUACAUUGUAAACAACUAAACAAGUGCUGUGCUACUAAAAUUGUGUCGAACUUAAAACUUAUCAACAAUGGCCGUGUCGAUGUCCACUAAACUAUUAUCGUUGUGUAAAAACGCUGCAAAUUUAAGAGCUUUGUCGACCACAUGCCCCAAAAACGCAAAAGUUACGUUCAAUUGGGAGGAUCCCCUGAAUUUAGAUGGACAAUUACUUGACGACGAAAAGGCGAUAAGGGACUCAUUCAAAGCUUAUUGCAACGAGAAACUAGUACCAAGAAUAAUCGAAGCGAACAGAAAUGAAAUCUUUGAUAGAGAAAUUUAUAAGGAGAUGGGAGAAAUGGGCGUUCUCGGAUGUACCAUUAAAGGCUACGGAUGUGCCGGUGUCUCCUCGGUCACAUACGGGUUAUUGACGAAGGAGUUGGAUGGAGUAGAUUCUGCUUACAGGUCAGCAAUGAGUGUCCAAAGCAGCUUAGCUAUGGGAGCCAUAUACAUGUAUGGGUCCGAGGAACAAAAACAAAAGUAUUUGCCAAGAAUGGCCACGGGAGAACUAGUAGGAUGUUUUGGUUUAACAGAGCCGAAUUAUGGAAGCGACGCUGGUGGUUUAGUGACGAAAGCUAAAUAUGACGCUAAAAAUAAAACCUACGUACUUUCGGGAUCAAAGACAUGGAUCACUAACUCUCCGAUUGCUGACAUACUGGUUGUGUGGGCGAAAGAUGAUGAAAACAAAGUGCGAGGUUAUAUCGUCGAAAGAUCGCAAGUCAAAAAAGGUCUCGAUACUCCUAAAAUCAAUGGGAAAUUCUCUUUGCGAGCAUCGGCCACGGGCAUGAUAUUGCUCGACGAAGUGGCUAUACCGGAGGACAAUUUAUUGCCCAACGUAGUAGGUUUGAAAGGGCCUUUCGGAUGUCUCAAUAACGCGCGAUAUGGGAUCGCUUGGGGCGCUCUCGGUGCCGCUGAAACAUGUUUGCGGAUUGCCCGUCAGUACACAUUAGAUAGGAAACAAUUUGGGAGACCGCUCGGAGCCAACCAGAUUAUACAGAAGAAACUGGCUGACAUGUUGACUGAGAUAGCCCUCGGGUAUCAAGCUUGUGUGCGGGUGGGUCGACUGAAGGACGAAAAUAAGGCAGCUCCUGAGAUGGUUUCGUUAAUCAAAAGGAACAAUUGUGGGAAGGCUUUGGAAAUAGCAAGAGUAGCUCGGGACAUGCUGGGAGGUAACGGUGUGUCGGAUGAAUACCACGUUAUUAGGCAUGUUAUGAACCUGGAGGCCGUCAACACGUAUGAAGGCACUCACGAUAUUCAUGCGUUGAUAUUGGGUAGAGGUAUCACUGGAAUACCUGCGUUUUCGUAAUUAUUGAUUAAGUAUGUUAUCUUGUACAGAAUAAUGCAUUGUUAUAUACUCAAAUUGUUAAUUUUAUUAAAAUAUUUUUGAAAAAGGU
Trichoplusia ni (cabbage looper) is the source of this 1609-nucleotide messenger RNA. Its product is annotated as glutaryl-CoA dehydrogenase, mitochondrial. Gene Ontology annotation, molecular function: glutaryl-CoA dehydrogenase activity; flavin adenine dinucleotide binding; fatty-acyl-CoA binding. Lineage: Eukaryota; Metazoa; Arthropoda; Insecta; Lepidoptera; Noctuidae. Gene Ontology annotation, biological process: fatty-acyl-CoA biosynthetic process; fatty acid beta-oxidation using acyl-CoA dehydrogenase. Bases 250 to 1521 code for a protein of 423 amino acids. The transcript has a single exon. The record is from RefSeq and is a predicted model, not a curated record. Gene Ontology annotation, cellular component: mitochondrial inner membrane.